CACAAAAUGAAUUUUUUUAUUCACAAAAUCAUUAUUGCGAUUUUUUUUAUUCAAUUUCAUUAAAUAUGGAAACAUGAGCAGUAUUGCAAUUGCAAAAACUUUACCGACAACCUCGUAUACAGUUUAUGGUAUACGUGACGUUUGUCAACAAUUUGUCAAAGCUGUGAGGUUUCUGAUGUGUUUUGAUGAUAUCCAUGUUUUGAAAAUAUUUAGAAAAUGAGUUAUACGGAAAAGCAUGAUUCUACAUCAAAGGAGGAAUGGAUGAAGACUCUGGCAAAUAAAGAAAUAAGCAGAACAACUAUAAACAAGCUUAUAAUGAAUUACUUGGUGAUAGAAGGAUUUAAGGAAGCUGCUGAGAAAUUUGAAAUGGAAUCUGGUGUGAAACCAUCAGUGGACUUAAAUUCAUUAAACAACAGAAUUCAAAUACGAGAUGCUAUUAUGAAUGGCAGAAUACAAGAAGCAACUGCUUUACUUAAUCAGCUUCAUCCUGAACUAUUGGAUAAUGAUCGAAAUUUGUACUUUCAUCUUCAGCAACUCCAUUUGAUUGAGUUAAUUCGAAAUAAUCGGGUGGAAGAAGCUCUUGCUUUUGCCCAAUCACAUUUGAGUGAGGCUGGAGAAGAUGAUACAUCUAUAUUAAAUGAAUUAGAGAGAACAGUUGCACUUUUGGCCUUUGAAGACCCUCUAAACAGUCCUUUUGGUGAUUUACUUCAACCUGCUCAUAGGCAGAAGGUUGUAAAGGUGGCAAGUAAGGUGAAUGCUGCAAUCCUUAAAAUGGAACACCAAAUACAAAUUUCUCCAAAAUUAUCUACACUUCUAAAGUUAAUUUUGUGGUCUCAGGAUCAGCUUGAUAAGAAGAUUACAAAGUAUCCAAAAAUGACUGAUUUAGAAUCAGCAACUAUUGAGAGUCCAAAAUAAGUGGAAAUAUUGCAGUGUUAAGAGUGGCAAACGAUUUAUUCCCUCACAUAUUCAUUUAUUUCAUCCUUAGAAGUAUUGUAAAAAAAUAGUUGUAAAGGAUAUUGAAAUUUAACUCUGUAUUUU
Messenger RNA from Agrilus planipennis (emerald ash borer), 1038 nucleotides. RefSeq names its product glucose-induced degradation protein 8 homolog. Gene Ontology annotation, biological process: proteasome-mediated ubiquitin-dependent protein catabolic process. NCBI's taxonomy places the organism in Eukaryota, Metazoa, Arthropoda, Insecta, Coleoptera, Buprestidae. Bases 217 to 915 code for a protein of 232 amino acids. The transcript has 4 exons. Gene Ontology annotation, cellular component: cytoplasm; nucleus. The record is from RefSeq and is a predicted model, not a curated record. Gene Ontology annotation, molecular function: protein binding.